AUGGCCCGCCCGAGCGAGACCGAGGUCGCGGAGAACGCCGCGGACGACGCCGCGGUCGCGGAGGAAACGCUCACGGGGUUCCGGAAGUUCCUCAAGAAGCUCAGCGCGUGCUUCUGGGAGCUCGAGGAGCACCUCGCGGAUCUCUUCGGGCUGAACGACUCCAAGUACCAGACGUACGUGGACGAAUAUUUCGACGAGAUAAAACGGAAGGAAGACAGGGAGGCGUUCGAGCGGUGGGAGGAGGCAGAGAGGCAGAAGGAGCUGGACGCGAAGCUCGCGGAGGAGCAGGCGAAGCUCGAGGGCGGGGAAGGCGAAGACGUCGGUCUGACGUCCGCGGCGGCGAAAGCCGCGGAGCUGUGA
Molecule: messenger RNA, 360 nt
Organism: Micromonas pusilla CCMP1545
Lineage: Eukaryota; Viridiplantae; Chlorophyta; Mamiellophyceae; Mamiellales; Mamiellaceae
Exons: 1
Coding region: 1-360 (119 amino acids)
Source: RefSeq, a predicted model, not a curated record